AUGUCUCUUUUUCGAGUGCGACCACUUCUAAGAUGCAAUGCCACUAGACUGUGCAACCAAUCCCGGCGAUAUCUAGCCACAUCAUCAGCAGCUGAUCCAGAUCCCUCCGCUGGAACAAAUCAGCAGCGUCAUGCCACCUCGAAUCGCGUGAGGCUGGUCGAAGUCGGACCUCGAGAUGGUUUACAGAACGAGAAGAAGGCAAUCCCAUUAACGACGAAGAUUGAGUUGAUAGAGAAACUGGCCAAGGUCGGACUUACGGAUAUUGAAGCUGGUUCCUUCGUUGCCCCAAAAUGGGUGCCACAGAUGGCAGAAUCGAACGAGGUUCUUGAAUACCUUCUCAAAUACCCACCAAACUCACUGAAUCCCAUCGCCUACUCCUUCCUCGCGCCCAAUGCCAAAGGCCUGCAAAAUGCCCUCUCAAUCCUCCGUAACCACCCAAACACUUACCGCACAUUGGAUCAACAGACUUCAUCCCCCUACGAACCCGACGAGGCCUCCCCUGCGAAGAGUGCACCUGGCGCUGAGUCCACAAGCGGCAAACCCCUCAUCGAACUCUCUGUCUUCGCAGCUGCAACCGAAAGCUUCACGCAGAAGAAUCUCAAUUGUUCAAUCGCCAAGUCGCUGGAGAACUUCAAGGAGGUAAUCCAAGGGGGGAAGGCACACGGGUUACGAGUGCGCGCAUAUAUUUCAGUGGUUCUGGGUUGCCCAUUUGAGGGGUACGAUGUGGACCCCAAGAAAGUGGCCGAGAUCGCCUGUGACCUGAUGGAGAUGGGUGCAGAUGAGAUAGCACUCGGCGACACGACGGGGAUGGGAACCGCGCCUAGGACGAGCGAGUUACUCCGAGCUAUGCACGCUGCUGGAAUUAGGAACGAGGAUAUGGCGAUGCAUUUCCACGACACAUAUGGACAGGCGCUAGUCAACACGGCGGUCAGUCUGGAACAUGGAAUUCGUAGCUUCGACUCCAGCGUUGGUGGAUUAGGCGGGUGUCCCUAUAGCCCUGGUGCCACGGGCAAUGUGAGUACGGAGAAUAUGGCGUAUUUCAUGGAGAGUUUGGGGAUGGAUACUGGCGUGGAUCUGGAGGCGCUGUGUGAUAUUGGAGACUGGAUUACUAAGGAGAUUGGGAAACCAAAUGGGAGUAGUGUUGGGAAGGCUAUUUUAGGGAAGAGAGGGGCUUGA
This is a messenger RNA of Venustampulla echinocandica, 1176 nucleotides long. Its product is annotated as Aldolase. Gene Ontology annotation, biological process: ketone body biosynthetic process; L-leucine catabolic process. Gene Ontology annotation, molecular function: hydroxymethylglutaryl-CoA lyase activity. Bases 1 to 1176 code for a protein of 391 amino acids. The record is from RefSeq and is a predicted model, not a curated record. The transcript has 2 exons. NCBI's taxonomy places the organism in Eukaryota, Fungi, Ascomycota, Leotiomycetes, Helotiales, Pleuroascaceae.